GUUAACCCGGAAAAGUACAAGGGAAUCGUAACUGGAUUCCGUACCACAGUGCGCGAAGAGGGAGGUCGCGCUCUUGCCAAAGGGUGGGCUCCUACCGCCGUUGGUUACUCGCUUCAAGGACUGGGAAAAUUCGGUUUUUACGAAAUCUUCAAGAAUGUUUACGCGGAUAUGCUUGGAGAGGUGAGCUUUUUCUGCUUUAUUUAUAGGACGCUUGAUUUACUAAAUGGUUUGAUUUUUAGGAGAAUGCAUAUCUUUAUCGAACGUCUCUUUACCUAG
This is a messenger RNA of Strongylus vulgaris, 276 nucleotides long. Lineage: Eukaryota; Metazoa; Nematoda; Chromadorea; Rhabditida; Strongylidae. The record is from the annotation of a GenBank genome assembly.